Perognathus longimembris pacificus (Pacific pocket mouse) is the source of this 1687-nucleotide messenger RNA. It is a transcript of the gene Zcwpw1, whose product is annotated as zinc finger CW-type and PWWP domain containing 1. The transcript is spliced from 13 exons. The record is from RefSeq and is a predicted model, not a curated record. Gene Ontology annotation, molecular function: zinc ion binding. Bases 11 to 1687 code for a protein of 558 amino acids. Lineage: Eukaryota; Metazoa; Chordata; Mammalia; Rodentia; Heteromyidae. Gene Ontology annotation, cellular component: nucleus.
UGGUGGAAAGAUGGCAACAUUGCAGAAAAAGGAAGAAUGUGGAAAUGGUCCAAAGAAAAGCUUUGCUCCACCUACACAAAAAUUGCAGGUGAUACCUCAAGGUCCUAAUUCACCCCAGGAGUACAUGACACUAGGAGUGAGAACAUCAGAGGGAGUAACUGAGACUAUCAUGUUCAAGACCAAGUUAGCGGAGGAGGAGAAGGCAAUCACAGAGAAUAGGCCAAACAGUGGAUGGGAGAUAAAAGGCAAGGCUCAAGACAAGCCUAUGGAGAAGAAAAAAAAGGAAAAAACAACUCUUACCAAUGCAGAAUUUGAGGAGAUUGUCCAGAUUGUGCUACAGAAGUCCCUCCAGGACUGCUUGGGUCAUUGUCAAGUCUGGGUCCAAUGUUCCUUGCCACACUGUGAAAAAUGGAGGCAGCUGAGUGGGGACAUUGACCCUUCAAUUCUCCCUGACAACUGGAUCUGUGACCAGAAUCCAGACUUGGCCUAUAAUCGCUGUGAUAUUCCUGAGGAGGCCUGGACAGAGUCUGAGAGUGAAGUGGCCUAUGCUUCCUAUGUCCCGGGAUCCAUGAUCUGGGCUAAGCAAUAUGGCUAUCCCUGGUGGCCAGGCAUGGUAGAAUCUGAUCCUGACCUGGGAGAGUAUUUUAUUUUUGCUUCUCAUCUUGAUCAUUUGCCAUCUAAGUACCAUGUGACGUUUUUUGGAGACACAGUUUCUCGUGCUUGGAUCCCAAUCAACAUGCUAAAGAACUUCCAGGAACUGUCCCUGGAGCUAAUAGGAGUGAAAAAGUACAAGAACAAGGAUUACAGCCAGAAACUGGUGGCAGCCAUAAUGAUGGCUCACAAGGCACAACAAGUUGAUAUUCUGGCUCGGGUCAACUUGUUUGGCUUCUGGAACCGAUAUGGUAGAUCUGACAACAGUGGGGGAAAAAAAGAAGUAAUGCUAUCUAAGGCUAACAAUCCAGAGUCUGUCUUGAAGAAAAAGAAGGAGAAGAGAAAGAAAAAAAAUCCAACUUUGCCUGGUCCCAGGUCAGCCAAAAAGCAAACCAAAAAAUCCAAGCCUACAGGCAUGGCAGAUGAACAAGACAGACCCCCGAAAAAGAGAAUGAAGAGCAGAUCUCUGGACAAUGAAUGUGUAGAUGCUCCUGUGUCCAUAAUCAAGAAAGAAGAGCCAAGGAAUCCAGACCAGCCAGGUGAGGCUCACCUUGCCACAAUCAAGAAAGAAGAAGAGCCAAGGAAUCUAGAUCAGCCAGGUGAGGCUCACCUUGCCACAAUCAAGAAAGAAGAAGAGCCAAGGAAUCUAGACCAGCCAGGUCAGGCUCACCUUGCCACAAUCAAGAAAGAAGAAGAGCCAAGGAAUCUAGACCAGCCAGGCUGUAAGAAAAAAUUUCAAGCUCCUCAAAGCAAGGCCCCAGCGCCCAGAUUGUCUAAGGAAAAAGUCGUUAGAAUGGUGUCCCAGGGCCUGGCCCCACCAGCUUGUCAUGAGCCCUGUCCCUUGAUGGGGAAAGCUUGGCCUGCAUACCCCGAGCUACUAGCUGAGGCCGUUAUUCAUGCCCCACCUGAGGAUAGAGCGUCCAGUGACCUGGACCUGGAGCAACUCAUGGAAGAUAUUGGGAGAGAGGCAGAAGAGCAAGGGGAGCUGCAACCCAGAGACAGUGCAGAGACCUUCCCCAUGGCCUUCUGGGAGUAG